AUGGCGGCUCUGGAACAACUUGAGGAUUUGCAGGUUCGUCUUCUCCGCCUGGCUCCAGAACGGGACCGUGGAAGCGACAUAGCAUCACGCAGUAGCGAAGGAGACACCUCUGGCCGAAGUUCUGACAGACCCCAACAGAAGACCCCUAUCACCACCCCUCAGCCAGAGGUGCCGACGGUCACGACGAGGAGAGGAAGUAUGUACGAAGGAGCAUCAGAAGACGAGAAUGAAAGAGAAGAGGAUGAGGAGAGUGACGAAGAUGAAGAGGAGGAAAUGCAGCAAAAUGGAGGGGAUAUGCUCAAUGGUACCUCCUCUUCUAGCUCUGCAAAG
This is a messenger RNA of Cylicostephanus goldi, 330 nucleotides long. The record is from the annotation of a GenBank genome assembly. NCBI's taxonomy places the organism in Eukaryota, Metazoa, Nematoda, Chromadorea, Rhabditida, Strongylidae.